UCCCAACGUGCACACCACAAAUCAAUUCCAUUGCUCUCUUCAUAUAUAUACACUCUCAUCAUCACCACCAAGCUUACCAAAGUCAUAAAACCUAGCGUUGCUAGCAUUGCCCCCUAAAAAUCAAACAAAAACAUAUGGGGGAACCAAAACCACAACCGCGGCCGCUGCCUCCAUCCUCACCGCGGUCUCAAAACCCGGAAGCGAAGUCAUUCCCAGCUGUUGCGAAUGCACAAUCACCACCUGCCAUCUCCCUCCAACCCGCAUCAAACAAAAAAGGACCCUCAAAAUCCAGAAAAAUUUUCCUGCGCUUCCGUGCUGUUUUCCGGUCGUUUCCCAUCAUAGCACCGUCGUGCAAAAUCCCGGUCUCUCUCCACCACGGGAGCCGGACCGGGGAAGGACACAUCCACGGUGGUAUCAGGAUGACUGGAACCCUAUUUGGGAACCGUAAAUCUAGGGUGAGCAUUGCAAUCCAAGAAAGCCCCAAGUGCCUCCCCCUUCUCGUAAUUGAGCUAGGGAUUCCCACAGGAAAGCUUCUCCAGGACAUGGGAGUCGGGUUCGUGAGAAUAGCCCUCGAGUGUGAGAAGAGACCAGGUGAUAAGACAAAGAUCGUCGAUGAGCCCAUAUGGAUGUUGUAUUGCAAUGGGAAGAAAUCGGGGUAUGGGGUUCGGAGGGAAGCGACGGACGAUGACUUGAGUGUCAUGCAAGUAUUGCAUGCAAUUUCUAUGGGAGCCGGGGUAUUACCAAACGACGGCGACGAGUUGCCGGACGGUGAGUUCAUGUAUAUGAGAGCACAGUUCGAGCGUGUGAUCGGGUCCAAGGAUUCGGAAACGUACUACAUGUUGAAUCCCGAUGGGAAUAAUGGGCCUGAGCUCAGUGUGUUCUUCGUAAGGGUCUAGUCAAAUCUGAGGAACGAUUACAUUAUUGAAAAGGACCCUUUCUCUUUGUACAAAGAGGAGAACAGGGUCCGGCCGGCCAGUGAUAUGGAAAGCACGAUUUUGGGGAAACUAAUUAAGACCCCUAGGUUUAAUUUCUAGGGUUGCAUUGGGUUUGUGGACCCUACAAUUAGGCAUAAUCGAGGGUUGAAAUAGGAAAUAUGUAUAGUGUUGAAGAUUCUUGAAUCAAAAGGCAUGCAGCUUUUUCGUCAUGUAAAAUGCAAUUUACUCAAGUUUGUAACUAUUGUCAUA
Rosa chinensis is the source of this 1184-nucleotide messenger RNA. RefSeq names its product protein MIZU-KUSSEI 1. Lineage: Eukaryota; Viridiplantae; Streptophyta; Magnoliopsida; Rosales; Rosaceae. The record is from RefSeq and is a predicted model, not a curated record. Bases 135 to 896 code for a protein of 253 amino acids. The transcript has a single exon. Gene Ontology annotation, biological process: hydrotropism.